This is a messenger RNA of Diceros bicornis minor, 2837 nucleotides long. RefSeq names its product INSM transcriptional repressor 2 (gene INSM2). The record is from RefSeq and is a predicted model, not a curated record. The transcript has a single exon. Bases 17 to 1711 code for a protein of 564 amino acids. NCBI's taxonomy places the organism in Eukaryota, Metazoa, Chordata, Mammalia, Perissodactyla, Rhinocerotidae. Gene Ontology annotation, biological process: negative regulation of transcription by RNA polymerase II; neuron differentiation; regulation of cell cycle process. Gene Ontology annotation, molecular function: RNA polymerase II cis-regulatory region sequence-specific DNA binding; DNA-binding transcription repressor activity, RNA polymerase II-specific. Gene Ontology annotation, cellular component: transcription repressor complex; nucleus.
CGCUCCCGGCUCUACCAUGCCGAGGGGCUUCCUGGUAAAGCGGACUAAACGGACGAGCGGCUCGUACCGAGCGCGCCGAGCCGAGCGGGCCUUCCCCCUGCUGGGGCCCGAGGGGGCGCCGCCCUUCCCCGAGGAGGCUGCCCGUGCCUCCCAGCCCGGGGCGCAGCGGGCGGCGCCCCCCACGCCGGACGAGCCCGGAAAGCGGCUGGAGGAGGACGCGGCCCGCCAACUGUCGGGGUCGCCCUGUCGGGCCGCUGCGGUGAGCCCGGGGGCGGGCGCGCGGGAGGGCGCAGAGCGGAGGGCGGAUGGCAGGGAGGGCCCCGGGCCCGGGCCCUGCCCCAGCCUCGCGAAGCCGGCGGGCGCGGAGCUGCGCCGGGCGUUCCUGGAGCGCUGCCUCGGCUCGCCCGUCUCCGCCGAGUCCUUUCCCGGGGGCGCCGCCGCCGUGGCCGCCUUCUCCUGCUCGGUGGCGCCGGCAGCCGCCCCGACCUCGGGGGAUCAGUUCCUGCUGCCGCUCCGGGCACCGUUCCCAGAGCCCGCGCUGCAUCCGGACCCCGCGCCCCUCUCGGCCGCCCUGCACGGCCUGAAGCGGGCCGCCGGCGCCGAGCGCCGCGCCAAGGCACCUCCCGGCUGCGCGUCUGCGCCCGCGGCCGCCGGGGUCAAGAAGCCAAAGGCCAUGAGGAAGUUGAGCUUCGCCGAUGAAGUGACCACAUCCCCAGUCCUGGGCCUGAAGAUCAAGGAGGAGGAGCCCGGAGCGCCGUCCCGGGGCCCGGGGAGCAGCCGCACGCCGCUGGGGGAGUUCAUCUGCCAGCUGUGCAAGGAGCAGUACGCGGACCCCUUCGCGCUCGCCCAGCACCGCUGCUCCCGCAUCGUGCGCGUCGAGUACCGCUGCCCCGAGUGCGACAAGGUCUUCAGCUGCCCCGCCAACCUCGCCUCCCAUCGCCGCUGGCACAAGCCGCGUCCUGCAGCCGCAAAUGCCGCCCCCGUGUCCUCAGCCGACGGGAAGCCGCCUCCUCCGGCACCCUCGUCCUCUCCGGACUCCGGGACUAUCGCAUCCUUCCUGGCGGAGGGCGAGGAGAACAGCCGGGCCGAGCGAACUGUGGAUCAGCACCUGCAGGCCAGGGACAGCUCCGGGGCGGAGCAGCACCGGGACAGCGCCCCACACCCGGGCCUCCAGGUGUUGUCCCACCCCGAGCCACCGCGGCCUCAGGUCCCUUACACGGAAGCGGUGUUGGGGCGCCGGGUGCCUGGGCCGGGCAGUGCCAGUGGUGUCGGGGGACCCGAGAUCUUCGUGUGCCCGUAUUGCCAUAAAAAGUUCCGUCGCCAAGCCUAUCUGCGCAAGCACCUGGGCACUCACGAGGCGGGCUCGGCCCGCGCGCUCGCCCCGGGCUUUGGCGCCGAGGGCGCCGCCCCGCUCGCCUUCGCCUGCCCGCUGUGCGGGGCGCACUUCCCGUCCGCAGACAUCAGGGACAAGCACCGGCUGUGGCACGCGGUCCGCGAGGAGCUGCUCCUGCCCGCCCUGGCUGGGCCGCCCCCCGAAGCGCCGAGCCCAGGCGGCGCAUCCGACGGCGGUGCUCAGCAAAUUUUCUCGUGCAAGCACUGCCCGUCCACUUUUUUCAGCUCCCCGGGGCUGACCCGGCACAUCAAUAAGUGCCACCCCUCGGAGAGUCGGCAGGUGCUGCUGCUGCAGAUGCCUCUGCGGCCCGGCUGCUGAGGGCCGAGAGACCAGGAAGAUCGCGAGGUUGGCCUUGGAGGAAACAGAACAUGGGAAUUUCUGUGGGGCUUUCUUCAGCUUGCAAGGUUACCCCCUUUCCUUCCUAUAUGUUCUCUCCUAAAACUCCCAGUAGUCAGUGUUCCGCCAGAGGAGCGGACAGCGAAAUGUAAACUCCCUCUCUAGAGCAGGUAUGUAUGUAGUGUAAACGUUCGCGGUCAAGGACUUGUCAGCUUUCAAUCCUUCUCACUUUCCCCACGAAAAUAGGAUCGCCCCCCCCCCAAACUCUGGAGACCCUAACGAAUCCUAUAUGACUUGUAAUUCCUAUGGAAAGUCGCAGUGCACGCGUGCAUGUCUCAAUGUCUACAAAGGAUUCUAGCUACCGAAAGUGGUAGUCAAUGUUUUUUUCCCUUGCCAUCGCAGGCGCCUAUGUAGUUUCUGUCUCAACAGGGUCAGAUAUCUUGCAUUGUAUAUUCUGUGAAUUAAAAGUUACGUGAUUCGUGCCAAACUUACAGGGGCGGGGGGAAGAUCCAAGACCUGUGUCUGUGGGCAGGAAAUAUAAGAGGAUGUUUGUGCAUUGGGGGGAUGUGGGGAUCUCCCUGUAAACUUUCUUUUUCUCAAUUGUAAGUAUCAGUCCAUUCUUAAGUUAGUGUUUGGAGGUGGGGAGGGUGCUACUUUACUGGAAGGAAUUGCGAUACCUCCGAAAUUCUCAUCUUUAGCUAUUUUGUGUGCAGUAUUCAGGAAGAGCUACUUUAAACCUUUCUUUAAAUAAUAGCUUUUUGGAAAUAUAGAACUCACUUCCUGAAGUUUGACUGUUUUAGUAGGGUUUCAUCCAAAUUGUUUAAUGCUUCUGUUGUGAAUCUCAUCCGUGUAUUAUAUAUGAAACUACUUUCAGCUUAAGGAAGAUGUUAAUACCUAUAAUCCACUAUGGAACUGAAUGGCAACUCAUUCAAUAUUCAGUAUUUUCUUUCCAGCAGCAACCUGUUUUCGAAUUUUUGUAAACCUCAUUCAGUGUACAUUCUGUGCCCAUGCCCUCACAGCCGGACUUUGGGACCCUGGCUGAGCCUUGCUUGACAGAUAGCCCAUAUUUGUAAGAUGCUGACCACCAAAUAAAUGUCCACGGCUGGUG